Molecule: messenger RNA, 387 nt
Organism: Iphiclides podalirius (scarce swallowtail)
Lineage: Eukaryota; Metazoa; Arthropoda; Insecta; Lepidoptera; Papilionidae
Source: the annotation of a GenBank genome assembly
AUGGCAACUUCGAAUGUCGCCGAAUUUCGCGCCAAUCGCUCCCCCACACCGAGGACAUGGGACGCCUCAAUUCGCGAAACCCGCCAGCGUGCGUUGAAUAAGUCAAAGCCGGUGCGAAAGUAUACUCCGGGCUACCUGGAUCCGUUGCAAGAACUCAAGACCAUCGGUGCACCAACGGCAGUCUGCCUGGUGUGCUCCAGACUAUGCGUCGAGCCAUUCCACUCGAAACUCGCUCUUAUCUCAACGGAUUGCGCGUCGAAUUGGCGCUCUCGCUUCAGGCGUUACGUCUUUAGGGUAUUGAAGACCGCGCUGGUCAAUAGCUGUGGCGCAAAGAGCAAAAACUCUCGCUGCCCUGGACGGCAUUCCUCCGUCCCCACCUUCCGUGGG